AUAGAUAAUUUGAGAUGUCUCUGAGACAAAAGUAGUUUAGAAAUUCCACUGAAAAUAAAAAAAUGUGUGAAAAUUAAUUCAUCGUGAAGUAGGUACAUAAAUAAUAGUUUGUUGCCAUAUCCUCGGCCAUACCAAUGAAUAGUUGCUGGACAAUAUUUAUCUUAGUGUGGUACAUAACCUAAUAUCUUUUUCCUGUUGGAAAGUAUACAGGUUUCAGGUUCAGGAUAAAUAAUGAGUAAUAGACAUAAGAGAAGCCCAGGACCUGUACCACCUAGGUGGCUACACUGUCCUAGGAAGUCUGAUGAUCUGAUUAUGGGCAAAUUCAUGGCUCUGAAAACCCCAUUAGGCUCUAAUUUUGAUGACCAAGUGCCACCUGAAUGUAGAUUCCCACCUAAAAUGUUAUUUGAUUACUGCAAAUCAAAAAAGAUUAAAUUUGGCUUGUGGAUAGAUUUGACAAAUACCAGUAGAUUUUAUGACAAAAGAGAAAUAGAAGAAAAUGGUUGUACUUACAUGAAACUGCAGUGUCGUGGACAUGGAGAAACACCUACAAUGGAACAAACCGACAUUUUCAUCCAUAUCGUUCAUAAUUUCAUUACUAAGUACCCACUGAAAUGCAUUGCCGUACAUUGUACACAUGGUUUCAAUCGUACAGGAUUUUUAAUAGUCUCUUAUCUAGUGAAAAAAACUGACUGUAGUCUGGAAGUAGCACUGGACAUGUUUGCUAAAUCUAGACCAGUUGGUAUUUAUAAGGAAGACUACAUUGUAGAGUUGUACAGAAGAUAUAAUAAGUCUGAAGACCCUCCCCCACCACCUGUUCUUCCCGACUGGUGCUUGGAAAGUGAUGAUACAACUGGUAGCAAUAAUCUUGAUGAUUAUGAUGAAGGACCAAAUGAGAGUGCUUCUACUUCAUCAGAUGUCAGCAGAAAUAAUUUAGUUCCGAAAGUGAAGAGGGCGCGAAACAAAAAUACUCCCAAGUUCAUGGAAGGUGUACCGGGUGUUUCUCUAUUUGAAGAACAGCCAAAAGCUUUCCAGCUGCAGAAGAAAGUUCAGGUUAUGUGUGAGUGGAGAAGUAAGGGAUUUCCAGGCAGUCAACCUGUUUCUAUGGACAUUCAAAAUAUUGAAUUAUUGAGUCAGAAACCAUAUCGGGUAUCUUGGAAAGCAGAUGGCAUGAGAUACAUGAUGUUGAUUGAUGGUGAAAAUGAAGUAUUCUUCUUCGAUAGGGACCACAACAUCUUUCAUGUAGAAGGACUCAGAUUUGUACAUAGAAAAGACAUCCGAAGGCAUUUGAAAGACACUCUUUUAGAUGGGGAGAUGGUAAUAGACAAGGUAAAUGGUGAAGACAUACCAAGAUACCUUGCCUAUGACAUAAUCAUCUUCGAAGGGCAACAAGUCGGUAAGUUGCCGUUCCACCCCACUAGGUUACAUUGCUUGGAAAAUGAAAUAAUCAAACCGAGGUAUUUCGCGAUGGAGAACGGUGCUAUAAACAAGUCCCUCGAACCAUUCAGCAUAAGGAAGAAGGACUUCUGGCAGAUAACACAGGCGGCUAGCUUGCUGGGAGAGAAGUUCGCCAAAACGUUAUCGCACGAGCCGGACGGACUGAUUUUCCAACCUGCCAAAGAGCCUUAUAAAGCUGGACGCUGUGAUGAUGUUCUCAAAUGGAAACCUCUAAAUAUGAAUUCUGUAGAUUUUAGACUGAAGAUUAUGAAGGAAGAAGGUGAAGGAAUUGUUUCUCGAAAAAUUUGUCAUCUUUAUGUAGGCCAAAUGACUGCUCCCUUUGCCAAAAUGAAGUAUACAAAAAAUUUGAAGGAUUUGGACAACAAAAUAGUGGAAUGUAAAAUGGAGGAUAACCAGUGGAAGUUCAUGAGAGAAAGAACUGAUAAAUCAUUUCCCAAUAGUUUCGAAACUGCUCAAGCGGUUUUUGGUAGUAUACGAAAACCAAUAUCUAAAACUGGUCUCCUCGAUUAUAUAGAAAGGUUCAGAUUCAACGAUGAUUCCGAAAUCAUGCCGCCUCCAUCGAAAAUCAUAAAAAGAUGAUUGACAUAGGAACAAUUUUAUUUUAAUUUUUAGAUACAAUUAUUAAUUUUCAAUUAUUUAUUCAAUGUUAUUUUUAUAUGAGGUAAUGAAAUAAAGUUAUUCAGUUUCUGUAAAGUCUG
Molecule: messenger RNA, 2153 nt
Organism: Phaedon cochleariae (mustard beetle)
Lineage: Eukaryota; Metazoa; Arthropoda; Insecta; Coleoptera; Chrysomelidae
Source: the annotation of a GenBank genome assembly